Molecule: messenger RNA, 886 nt
Organism: Anastrepha ludens (Mexican fruit fly)
Lineage: Eukaryota; Metazoa; Arthropoda; Insecta; Diptera; Tephritidae
Product: antigen 5 like allergen Cul n 1-like
Exons: 3
Coding region: 99-866 (255 amino acids)
Source: RefSeq, a predicted model, not a curated record
UACCAUUGCCGCAGUAUUUUUCACAGUCCAACUCUGGGUGCUCUCCAAGACAUACGGAAGCGCAAGCAUACAAAUAAAUAAUCAGUAAAAAAUUGAAAAUGCAGUUGAAGUUCACGCUCCUCGCUUUUUUGUUGGCGACAUUUGAAAUCGUUUCCGCCACUAAUUAUUGCAACAGCUCCUUGUGCCCCUGGGGCACGCAUAUCGCCUGCGGAAAUAAUGGGGAGUUCGCAUCCUCCUGCCAAGAUCCCGCCUUGAUUACUCUAACACAGGCAAAUCGGAAUGCGAUUGUCAAUGCGCACAAUGUCAAGCGUAAUUUAGUCGCUGGCGGCGAGACCAAAUUGGAGCCGGCUUGCCGUAUGGCCACUAUGCAAUGGGACGACGAAUUGGCCGCUUUGGCGGAACUGAAUGUCAAACAAUGCCAACUGCAAAUCGAUGACUGCCACAAUACCGAUGCUUUCCUAUUUUCGGGUCAGAAUUUAGCUUUGAUGUUUCCUCCCGUAUCAAAGACUAUUGAGCAAAUCAUACAAAGUUUCGUCGAUUUGUGGUAUUCUGUAAUUAAGGACACCACAAUGGCUGAUAUAAAUGAAUAUCCAAAUGAUAAUCAGGGCCGUGCUAUUGGAAUCUUUACCGUUAUGGUGGCGGAUCGAAAUAUUCGGGUGGGAUGCGCUGCAGCCACAUACACAGUAGCGAAUCAGCCAAAUCCAGCGGUUCUUGUUGCUUGUAAGUAUGCCACAACGAAUAUGGUCGGUUUCCCAACUUACAAAUCAUGCCCGACUCCUGGUUCGGAUUGUAAGACUGGCAAAAGUACGACCUUCGAAAACCUUUGUUCUAGAUCUGAAGUUUAUGAUGUAAAUACAUGGUGGUAAUAAAGAAAAAAUUGAUUGAA